Rosa rugosa (rugosa rose) is the source of this 5846-nucleotide messenger RNA. RefSeq names its product calcium-transporting ATPase 12, plasma membrane-type-like. The transcript has 2 exons. Gene Ontology annotation, cellular component: intracellular membrane-bounded organelle. Gene Ontology annotation, molecular function: nucleotide binding; P-type calcium transporter activity. The record is from RefSeq and is a predicted model, not a curated record. Bases 1 to 2907 code for a protein of 968 amino acids. NCBI's taxonomy places the organism in Eukaryota, Viridiplantae, Streptophyta, Magnoliopsida, Rosales, Rosaceae.
AUGAAUAGCCAAAUAUCGGAACUGGAACUUACCAGAACUACACACCUUGCAUCUGCAUCACCUCACGUUUCUAAAGCAGUAUCAAGUUUGAGCGUGGAGGAUGAUGGUACCAUCACUAGUACUGCUACCGUUUCUGACCAAGUGAAUCUGAACAUUGAGAAUGAUAUUACUACCAGGAUUGCUAAUGAGGCUAAGAUCCAGCAUGCAAAUAUUUCCAAGAUAGUAAAGGAGAAGGACUUCGCUACCUUACAGAACUUUGGAGGCAUCAAAGGAAUUGCAGAGGCACUCAGUACAGAUUUACACAGUGGAAUCCCAGGUGAUGAACAAGAUCUUCAUGAUCGAUGCAGUGCAGUAGUCUCAACAACACAGGCUCCAACUCCAAGCUUCUUUAAACUUCUCCGACAAUCUUGUUUCGAUUGGACCGUUUUCCUUCUCUUCGUGUGUGUCAUCCUGUCAACUGUAUUUGGUAUCCAGCAGGAAGGCCCAAGUAAUGGUUGGCUUGAAGGAGUUGUCGGAAUGUUUGCGAUCAUCAUACUUGUGGUUGUACCUACAAUGCGCAAGUAUUUCUCCAUGCCGCAUCCCAGGAAUACUAGUCAAAUGAAAACUAAGGUCCGCAGAGGAGGAAACCUGCUUCAUAUCUCCCCAUCGGAUGUUGUGCCAGGUGACAUAGUAUGCUUGGAAUUGGGAUCUCUAGUUCCUGCUGAUGGUUUGUUCGUUUCGACUGGUGAAUCCUUAGUGUUGGAAGAUGGUAUGAAAUUUCCAACCGUCGAUGACAGCAAUCCUUUUCUGGUUUAUGGUGCAAGGGUGGUAAAUGGUAAUGGUCGCAUGUUGGUUACUUGUGUGGGGAUGAAGACAACAUUAGGUGAGCUGAUGGGCCAAGUUAGAUGUACACCUAACCAGGACCAAUUACCAGCUCAACUUGAUAACUUGAGCACAAGGUUGCAGAAUGUUGGGCUCUUGAUCACAAUUUUCAUGACUGUAGUGCUUAUCAUUCGUUCCGUGGUUCUAAAGGUUAAUGAGUACCCUGGCCUCCAAGCUGAUCAGUUCAAGGCUAAACCAACUGCAAGCGAGGAGCUAAUCAAUGUCAUUGGCAGAUUUUUCAUGAAAUCAAGUGGGCAGAUUAGUGUGUUGGCGAUGUAUCUGCCUUUAUUGAUUGUAGGCUUAGCGGAAGGAGUACCUUUUUCAGUUGCACUUGCCAUCAAUUAUUGGACUAAGACCACGCUGUCUGGGAAAGCUAGUGCUCAGAGAAUCUUAGCUUGUUUCACCAUGGGCUGUGUGUCAAAUAUUUGCAUUGGUGAUGGGCUAACUUUGAACCCUGUAAUUGAAGUCGACGUGAGCUGUGAUGGGGAUCAAAUAAUCGAUACAGAGAGUGUUGCUGGUAUUAACAGACACGUUCGUGAAGCUUUAUACAAAGGAAUUAGCACACCACUUUUGAUGCCUUCAAGCCCUUGUAGCUCAACAGAACACCGGGUCCUGCUACCGUGGGCCAAAUCUAAUUUGGGUAUGGACAAUGAGAAUUUAUUGCAAAAUUGCACCAUUGUGGGGAGCGAAAAGUUGAGCACCGAUGAGGAGGCUAGUGGAGUUCUGAUGAAGGACAAUGAAACUGGAGAUAUGUGCUUUUAUUGGAAUGGACCUGCAACAACAAUAUUGCCCAUGUGUUCCGAAUACUAUGACAGCAAGGGGACAACAAAGCUCAUGGAUGAACAGAAGAAACGUGAUUUUAAAGAAAUUAUGGGGAACAUGCAGUCCAAACAUCUCAAGACCAUUGCAUUUGCGUACAAGAAGAUUGAUGCUCUAAUGCCUGAAGAAGGCAACAGCUUAAUAUUGAUAGGACUUCUAGGUGUGAAGUGUUGCACUGAGACAAUGGAAGCACUGGAAGUUCUACAAAAAGCAGGAGUGGACAUCAUCCAGUUCCCAAAAGAUAAAGAGUCAGUACUGUCGGAAGGUGAAAGUCCUGUUUAUGGAAUGGGAAGACCUGCUGACAAGCUCCACACACUGCAACGUCUGAAGGAAGAGGGCCAUGUUGUAGCAAUGGUUGGGGCUAGAACAAAUGAGACUCCAGCUCUAAAAGAAGCCGAUGUGGGGAUUGCAAUAGGGACUUGCCUUAGUGAGAUGGCAAGAGAGGGUUCUGAUCUCAUCAUCCCCGAUUGCAGUCUCAGUUUCUUGGUCAACAUUAUUCGGAUCGGAAGAUGCAUUCACUACAACAUUCAGAAGUACAUCCAAGUUGAGCUCACCAUGAAUAUAUCAUUGCUUGUGACAAUCUCGAUCACUACAAUGUCCUCGGGACAUGGCACAGUUGGGGCAAUCGAAGUAGUGUGGGCAAAUAUGGUUGUGACACUAUGUGGGCUUGCGCUACUGGUUGAGCCGCCAACCGAGGAGCAGAUGGCAAAGCCGCCGGUAAAACAAACUGAAUCUCUCAUUACCAAGGCAAUGUGGAGAAACAUAUUACUUCAAGCUUUAUAUCAGGCUGCCAUCUUGGUCACCUUUCAGUCCAAAUAUAAAGCUCUCCCAGGCAUCAACGAGAAGAUUAUGGAGUCCAUAGUUUUCAGCAGUUAUGUUCUUUGUCAGGUAUUUAAUCAAGUCAGCUCAAGGGAGCUAGAGAAGAAAAAUGUGUUCAGAGGUAUACUUCGAACUCGAUGGUUAUGGGUGGCUGUGGGGGUUAGUAUCACGAUGCAGGUGGGUUUUGUUGAGAUUGCACACAAGGUUGCUGGCAAUGCAAGGUUGAAUUGGGCACAAUGGGGUGUCGGUCUUUUAAUAGCGAUGGUUUCCUGGCCAAUCGAUUUGGCUGGGAAAUGCGUAUGGGGUGUCAUCAUGAAGAUUAGAAUACUUGAAUCUGAUAUUGGAUCCACCAGUAUGAGGUCCUCUGCUGUCUCAGAAUCAGCUUCUAAUCGAGAGCUCCUAGUUUGAUGAAAUGGUACGUGAAGGAAUCCAUGGAGCUCCUAGAAUACUAUUUCGUCACUUCAAUGAUUCCUUGUUUGUAGUCAUUCUUUUUGGGUUAGUACUGUGAUCAUCAUUUUGAAUGUACAGUGUAGAUUAAUAAUUUUUCUAUUUUUUUCAGAAGCACAUUGAUGUCCAAUUAAUAUUUGUUUUUUUUUUCCAAUUAAUGCAUUCUAUCUAAUGUUUUAGUAUUGUUGUUAAUUGAUUUAAAAUUAUAAAGCUUUCAAUGGUUCCUAGAAUUUGUUGUAGGUUGUAGUUAUACUGUUAAAUCAAAUACAUAUGAUAGGUUUGAGAUUGUUUUUUAGAAUGAUAGAACCGCUUUUAAUUUAGAGGAGUUUUAAAUACACACCCUUAUUUUCUUAAUACACACCCCAUACUCAAUACACCACUUAUUUAAUUUUUCAUUCUAAUAUUAGACUAAAUACACAACCCAAAUGACCUAAAAUACCCUUAAUCUCUAAAACCAUGAAAUAUCAUAUUAUUUGACUAUAUUAAGAUUAUUAUUUAAUAUGAUUAUUAGAUAUUACUAUAUUGAGAUUUCAUAAUUUUCUUUUACAUAUUUUCUUCUAUUUUUUGCUGGAUAUUUUGGCCUAUCCCAACUCCAUUAUGACAUCAAUUAAUUGAUGUAUUGCAACGUAUAGGGUUUAGAAAAAGAGACAUAGAAAUGCGCGAUUCAAUUUUUUUCUUCUUCUAAUACAUAGAUGUCUAUUUUGGUCAUUUAACAUACUUAUAAAAUCUAAUUUGAAAUAUAAAAUAAUAGGGAUGUGUAUUAAGUAGUUAGGGGUGUGUAUUUAAAAUUUCUCUUUAAUUUAAAAAAAAAAAAUAUAUAUAUAUAUAUAUAUAUAAAUGUUAAAAAAAAGAAAGAAAAGGAUUGGUUGAGGUUUAGAAGCAUUACAAAGUGGCUUUGAGCAAUUGUCAAGUGACUGUUGUGCACAGGAAAAAUGCUUAAAUUUGAUAUAAAAAAAUUCAGGUAUUUCAGAAUCAAUCCCAAAAAGGUCCACAAUCUUGUGUUCAUAUAUUAUAGUAUUAUACCAAAGUCAACACGUUUUCGAUCAGACUUGGUCAAUUUUGGAAGUAAGCAAUAUCAACCAGAUAUUUACAUACCACACGAAUUGUGUGGUUUUGCUAAGACGGUAAGACCCCAUCAACCCCCAUCCGUUGAGUAAUUGUAGUCCACAUCUUUUUUUUUGUUGAUGAAGGUUGUAAUAAACUUAUUUUACUGCAUGUCAAAUUGUCAAUCAUAUCUUUGAUUUUGAACUUUUAGUCAACAACAACAAUAAUGAAGGAUUUCACUAUUAUUUUUUGGUCAUCAUUCUUACAUUUAGAUUUUAGAUUCUUGUAGGUUUAAAAUUGUAAAAGAGUUUGUUAUUAUGCGUAGUUAAGUCGCAAGUUAGUGUUUAUCGGAUUCAGCCUUGUUCUACAACAUUUUCUUGGUGAGAUAGUCUUCAGUUGGUGAUUUAGACAUAAUCUAGACUAAUGUGUUUUUUUUAGGGUAUUAUUUGUUUUGGGUUGUGUGGAUUAACCUAUGAAUCAUUUUUAGUAUUGGUGAUGUGAGCUUUGUAGUUGUUAAUUAAGUGUGAUUUUUGGGGUUAUUGUUUUUGUAAUGUUAUUGAGUUCGAUAAAUUUAGUAUAUUGUAGUCAUCUUUUCUAUACACGUUUAGAUUGAUUUUUUUUUUGGGGGGAGGGGGGAGUUCUUUCCGUUAGGUCACUCUAAUUCUAUCUUGUACAAAGAAGUUUGUAUAGUUUUUAUUUUAUUUUAUAGUUUCUAUUAUUUUUAAGAAGUAAAGAGAAUUUCAUUUUUUAGUUAAAGUGGUGCGAAAAGACUAGAUAUUCUAAGUAUUAUUUUUGCAUAUGCAUGCUUCAUGAUAGUAUUGUUAAUUACAAGAGUUUUUUUUUUUUUUUUGUGCGUGUGGGGGUGUUAUGAACUUAUGAUUAAGAAAUGUUAGGUUAUUCUAUUUCUAUCUUGUACAAAGAAGUUUGUGUAGUUUUUUAUGUUAUAAUUUCUAGUCUUUAUGAGAAGUAAUUAUAUAUAUAUAUAUAGGGUUCUUUCACUAAGGAUCCAUUUUUUUUUUGGCCAAUUUGAGGGACAAUAAGGACAGCCGUUGGAUCUCUUUUAAUGAUUUUAGACGGCUGAGAUUAAAUAUUUAAAUCAAAGAAUUCAACGCUCUCUAACACCUAUAACCCAGAAUUCCCAAUUUUAGAUUUCCGGCAUCGAAACCGGCCAGAUUUCAACACUGAUAUAUCAGUUAAUCGACAUCGACAUCGGUUACAAUUUCGGUUCGUUUUUUGAUAUAAAAAAAAAUGAAACUUGCAGAUAUAAUCUUCAAAUCCAUCAAGGAAGAAGUCAAGAAGAUGAAUUUCGGAGGUAUAGUUUUCUCAAAUUUAUCAGAAAUCAAUUGAAGAAGAAAAAUUUAACCACUGUAGCAUUUUCAGAUCAGAUCUGAGUUUCAAUUGUUUUCCUAACACAAACAUAUAAUACACGAAUCAAGAGUUUAUCUUUUUCUCCAAAAAAACCUCUAAUAAUAUCCCGUCAAAUUGAAGAAGCCUCCAGUUGCAAUUUUUUGCGGUUGGAAAGUGAAGGAAAUGAAAACAAAGUUUUGGGUUUGUUCUUUGAGGUUGGAGAAAAGAGGAGGAGAGAUAAGUUUGGGGUGGAAACAACGAACGUUGAGAAAAUCAGACGAGCUUGAAUUGGUUCUGGUGAUGAUGGUUUCAUAGCUGAUUAUAGUUUUGGAUAGAAAAAUAGAAACGUUUUGGAUAGGAGUCAUCGUGGAGAGUGGAGGCUAAAAGUGGACUAGUAGGAAUCAUGUGCGUAGAUGUCUAUGAUAGAAAAGCUGUGACCACUUUGAUUUAAUCUCAGCCGUCCAAGAUCACUAAAAGAGAUCCGACAGCUGUUCUUGUUGUCCCUCAAA